Molecule: messenger RNA, 684 nt
Organism: Penicillium brasilianum
Lineage: Eukaryota; Fungi; Ascomycota; Eurotiomycetes; Eurotiales; Aspergillaceae
Source: the annotation of a GenBank genome assembly
AUGUGGACCCAAUGCGACCUACUCGGCCCUCCAAACCCAGAUACGGAUGCCGAACCCGUUAUUGCUCUUUGGACCGGUCAUGCCGCUCAAGGCUAUGGAUUUGGGACUAUCAGUUUCCUGAACAGCUCGUACGACGAGAUCUACCAGGUGACCCUGGGCUGCAAGGAACAGAAAUUUGUCACAGUCUUUGAACCAAUGGAAUCCCUCAAGGGCAGAACCAGCGAUGAAUUCCAUCUUGGCCUCGACACGAGUUUCUACUACCAGCACGAUGUCCGGUUCGAGUCGCAAACACCCGAGCGUGUUACUUUGGGCGUGCACAACAACUAUAACACCAAUUUCACCGGUGCAACAGCUCUGACUACCGGUCCUAUCCUGGGCGCCCUGCAGGGAUCGAAGCAGGUGACGCUCAGUGGCCGGAUGUGGGAUGCUGAUGAGCCAGUAUGCGCUCAGUCACAGGGUAGCUACCAGGUCAUUGGAAAUGGACACGUUCUUCAAGAUCACGGUGCUACACCAAAGAUUGAGGAGUAUGAUAAGAACGGUCGGAUUGUGAUGCGUGCUCGUUUCGGUUACGAUAAUACCAUGCAGACCAACCGCGCCUAUCGGUACCCCUGGGCUGGCCGGCCUUCCACUGAGCCUAGUGUGGUUGCUUACCCAUCUAGCAAGAGUUGGAAGACAACUGUGUAG